AUGGCGCCCCCUACCGACCGAGAUAUCCUGCCGGAUACGAUCAAACCGCUCAAUUAUGACUUGUCCCUCUACAACCUCGAAUUUGGUGGGAACUGGGGCUACGAUGGAACCGUCAAGGUCGACUCAAAGGUCAAACAAGAAACACAAGAGUUGGUCAUCAAUGUCAAAGAGUUGGAGAUCAAAAACGCAGAGGUCUUGAGCAAGGAUGGCGGGUCUACAAUCGCAUCAAUGGCCGACGUAUCGUACGACAAGAAGAGUGAGCGAGCAACAAUCAAGUUCUCAGGGAAAAUACCAUCUGGUGAAGCUAUCUUUGCCAUCAAUUUCAAGGGAAUAAUGAACAGUGCGAUGGAAGGCUUCUACCGAUCUAAAUACAAGCCCGCCGUCACCCCAGCCUCGGGCACUCCAACGGACGGCGAGUAUCACUACAUGUUCAGCACCCAGUUUGAAGCUUGUGCUGCUAGAAGGGCAUUCCCCUGCUUCGAUGAACCAAAUCUCAAGGCAUCUUUCGAGUUUGAGGUUGAAAUCCCAGAGGAUCUCGUCGCCCUCAGUAAUAUGCCCGAGAAAGCGACAAGCAAGGGGAGCAAGCACGGUCUGAAAAAGGUAUUAUUCGAGAAGACGCCGGCAAUGAGUACGUACCUAGCGGCAUGGGCUAUUGGUGAUUUCGAAUACGUCGAAGGUUUUACAGAACGCAAGUACAACGGCAAGCCCUUGCCCGUCAGAGUCUAUACUACCCGCGGGCUGAAGGAGCAAGGUCGAUUUGCCAUGGAACAUGCUCACAAGACCCUUGACUAUUUCUCCGACGUUUUCGGCAUCGAGUAUCCCCUUCCAAAGUCUGAUCUGCUGGCGGUUCAUGAAUUCGCAAUGGGCGCCAUGGAGAAUUGGGGUUUGGUCACGUAUCGAACCACGGCUGUGCUGUAUGAUGAAGAGAAGUCGGAUGCCCGUUUCAAGAAUAGAGUUGCCUACGUUGUUGCUCACGAGCUAGCACAUCAGUGGUUCGGCAACCUUGUUACCAUGGACUGGUGGAAUGAGUUGUGGCUGAAUGAAGGUUUCGCUACCUGGGUCGGCUGGCUUGCUGUCGACCAUCUCCAUCCGGAGUGGAAAGUCUGGAGUCAGUUUGUGGCUGAAGCUGUCCAAACAGCUCUCGAACUCGACUCGCUACGUGCGUCUCAUCCUAUCGAAGUCCCGGUCCGCAAUGCUCUCGAGGUCGAUCAGAUCUUUGACCAUAUUUCGUACCUCAAGGGCAGCUCUGUUAUCAGAAUGUUAAGCAACCAUCUCGGCCAAGAGAUUUUCUUGAAAGGAGUGGGCGAUUAUCUCAAGAUCCAUGCUUACGGAAACGCCAAAACCAACGACCUCUGGGCAGCCCUUAGUGCAGCCUCGGGGCAAGAUGUUCAGGCAUUUAUGGAUCCUUGGAUUCGUAAAAUUGGUUUCCCCGUGGUCACAGUAGCAGAAGAACCGGGUCAAAUAUCGAUACGCCAAUCAAGAUUCCUGACCACCGGAGAUGUCAAGGCCGAGGAAGACGAAACUAUGUGGUGGAUUCCUGUUGGCCUUAAGACCGGUACCCCCGUCAAGAUUGUCCACAGCGCUCUGACCCAGAAGCAGGACACUGUUCGAGAUGUGGACGAUGCCUUUUACAAAAUCAAUGCUGAUCAGAGCGGUUUUUAUCGCACGAACUACCCACCUCAACGGCUAAUGAAGCUCGGCGCAGCUCAUGAGCAUCUCUCAAUUGAAGACAAGAUUGGUCUGAUGGGCGAUGCAACUGCUUUGGCAAUUGCAGGGAAUGGUACAACGGCUGCCCUCUUGUCUCUCCUCGAAGGCUUCAAGGAGGAGAAGAGCUUCUUGGUGUGGCAACAGAUCGCCAGCUCCUUAUCAAAAGUGCGGCAGGUCUUUGCCUCUAACAAGGAGAUUUCGGCGGGACUUAAGAAAUUCACCCUCAAAUUGGUUUCUCCGGCUGCGGAGGCAAUAGGCUGGGACUACCCUAAAGGUGAAGAUUACCUGACUGGUCAAUCCAGAAAACUCCUGCUCGGCUCCGCUGCAGGAGCCGGCCAUCAAGGAAUCAUCUCUGAAGGGCAAAAGAAAUUCGCAGCCUGGAAAUCCGGGGAUGGGAAAGCCAUUCACCAAAAUCUUCGCGGCGUAGUUUUCAACUUGGCAGUCGCAAAUGGCGGACAGGCAGAGUAUGACGCCAUUAAAGAGGAGUUCAUCAAGACCACCAGUGUUGAUGGAAAAGAAAUCUGCAUUCAGGCUCUUGGCCGCUCAAAGAACUCGGACCAUGCAUGGGAUUUGCUCGACUUUGUCACCUCGGAAGAAGUCCCUCCACAGGACGCGCACGGGGGCAUUAUCGCCGUGUCCAAUAAUAACGAAACCCGGCAUGUGGCUUGGGAGUAUACGAAGAAGAACUGGUCACGAGUCUUCAAGCGAUUGGGAGUGACCUCUGUGAUCAUUGACAGAUGGAUCAAGUCAGGUCUCCCCAAGUACUCGGAUCUCAAGGUGAGGGAUGAUAUCGAACAAUUCUUCAAAGACAAGGAGACUGGGCAGUUCAGCAGGAGUCUGGUCAUCGUGCAUGACACGAUUACAGGUAAUGCAGGAUACAAAGAUCGUGAUGAGGCAGGGUUGUUGGAGUGGUUGAAGGUACACGGAUACGAUUACCUCUUCAAGCUCUUGCUUAUUGGCGACUCCGGUGUUGGAAAGUCAUGCCUGUUGUUGCGAUUCGCUGAUGACACGUACACCGAGUCUUACAUCUCUACCAUCGGCGUCGAUUUCAAAAUCCGAACCAUCGAACUUGAUGGAAAGACUGUCAAGCUACAGAUUUGGGAUACUGCCGGUCAAGAACGAUUCCGAACUAUCACCUCCUCUUAUUACCGAGGCGCUCAUGGCAUCUGUGUGGUCUACGAUGUGACGGACAUGGACUCGUUCAACAACGUCAAGCAAUGGCUGCAAGAAAUUGACCGAUAUGCGACUGAGGGAGUCAACAAGCUACUUGUGGGCAACAAGAGUGAUAUGUCGGACAAGAAGGUGGUCGAGUACACCAUGGCAAAGGAGUUUGCCGACAGCUUGGGAAUCCCAUUCCUCGAGACCUCCGCAAAGAAUGCAUCCAACGUUGAACAAGCCUUUUUGACCAUGGCCCGGCAAAUCAAGGAACGCAUGGGAACCACCACGGUCAACAACAAGCCUACGGUUCAAGUCGGACAGGGCCAAGGUGUGCAGUCGGGUGCUGCUGGUGGUUGCUGCUAA
Molecule: messenger RNA, 3228 nt
Organism: Fonsecaea erecta
Lineage: Eukaryota; Fungi; Ascomycota; Eurotiomycetes; Chaetothyriales; Herpotrichiellaceae
Exons: 6
Coding region: 1-3228 (1075 amino acids)
Biological process (GO): proteolysis; peptide catabolic process
Cellular component (GO): cytoplasm
Molecular function (GO): zinc ion binding; GTP binding; GTPase activity
Source: RefSeq, a predicted model, not a curated record